CACGGGCUCAUUUGGCCCGGUCCGCCCAGCGGUGCGGCUGCUGUGUUGUCGGGAUAAUGAGCUGUGUCCGGGCAGCGGCAGCUGGCUCACUGUGGCGGCUGCGCAUAGGCGCCCCGCGGCCCCUCUCAGGGCACAUCUCGAUUUUACCUGAGAGUAAUGAAGAGUAAACACUUGCAUUGCAGCUUAUGGAAGAAGAAUCAGCAUCAGGUUUCGCAGUUCAGGAAUGACCUUAGACAAUAUCAAUUGGGCAGCCAUUGAUCGAAUAAUCCGAGUGGAUCACGCAGGCGAGUAUGGAGCAAACCGCAUCUACGCAGGGCAGAUGGCCGUGCUGCGCCGGACCAGUGUCGGGCCAGUCAUCCAGAAAAUGUGGGAUCAAGAAAAAGACCAUUUGAAAAAAUUCAGUGAGUUAAUGGUUGCAUUCAGGGUCCGGCCAACAAUUCUCAUGCCCUUUUGGAACGUGAUGGGUUUUGCCCUGGGAGCUGGGACCGCCUUGCUUGGGAAGGAAGGAGCGAUGGCCUGCACCGUGGCUGUGGAAGAAUCGAUAGCACAUCACUACAACAACCAGAUCAGGACUCUGAUGGAGGAGGACCCUGAAAAAUAUGAGCAACUUCUUCAGGUGUUAAAGAAAUUUCGGGAUGAAGAGCUCGAGCACCAUGACACAGGCCUCGAACACGAUGCAGAAUUGGCUCCAGCAUAUGCCAUUUUGAAGACUGUUAUCCAAGCUGGGUGCAGCAUGGCAAUAUAUUUAUCAGAAAGAUUUUAAAGUACAUCCACUUACCCCUCUCUAUAGAAGAUGAUAUUAAUUUAACAAGUGACAUUUGCAGAAGAAAAUGUACAGUUGGUGUUAUGUGAUUUUUCUCUGUGCUAUCUUGUUCCUUAAGGAUGAGAGUUCAACAUGCAUAUUCAAAUAACAGCAAAUGAAGCUGGUCCUUGUUCAGUCAUAAUUUAUUUUCUCCCAAAACAUCAAUAAUGGAACAUUAAUAAAGUGACAAAAAUCACAAAAGGUUGGGUUUUGAAGAACAGUGGACACUGCGAUAGUUUGGAUUGGUGCUUUACAACUCUUUUUCUUAAACCAAGGCCAAAUUUUAUUAACAUGACCAAGCAAAUCAGUCUCCCAAUAAUAAUUGCAAUAAAUUAAACAUGGGAGAGAAAGAUUAAUAACAGUUUUAGAUUCCAGACUCUUGUGCUGGUAUACAAACAGUUGUCUGUACUAUAAUUUUGUAUAAAUGGUUAACAACUGGAAAAAGCUUCUGUGCAUUUACACAUCAUGUCCACAUUCUUUUGUAAGUGUGCAUUUUAUGUCAUUCUUUCCUAUAAGACCAUGAGUUUAUUGAGGGCAAAAUAUCUGUUCCAAUACUAUGUAGGUGCCUCUUGAAAGGAAGGAAGGAGGGGAGAGAAGGAAAAAAAGGAAAGAAGAUGAGACAGGGGGAUGGGGUUGGGAGGUGUUCUUAAGUAGCUGCCAAAUUGCUCCAAAAACUUGCCUCCUUGGCUGCUUCACCCUCUCUUCUGAACUCUUAACUCCAGAGGGUACCAAGAUGCAGUGCUUCGCCUUGUUCUCAGUCUGCCAUCCUUCCCUUGUGUGUCUCAUCCACUUUGUGACUGAUUCCUUCACAUUUGUAUCUCUAGUGUCUCUAGCCCCACCCUCUCUCUCUGGAAUUCCGUUGUCAAAUAUCCACCUGCCUACUGGACCUUGCCUCCCAACUUGGUAAUUGAACAGAUUCUCAAAUUCCAUGUGCCCAAGCUGGAACCCCUUGUCUCCAUUCUCCACCCUACCCCUCCCCCCAAACCUCCCCAGGUGGCCUUUCUGAUCACAGAUGAUGGCCAUUGCCCAGUGGCCUUUGACUCCUGCCUCCAUCACACCUGCAUCCAGUAUUGGCCAGGACACGCUGUGGGUGCUCCCAAAUCUCACUGCCUCCACUGCCAUGUGGGUCCCAGCCACGCUCUUCUCUCACAUGGGCCAUUUCAGAAGCCUCCUAACUACCCUUCCUGCUUUAUCCUUGCCCUCUCAUUCUCAGCAGGGCAGCCAGAAGGAUCCUCUGAGCCAUAAACCAGACAGAAGCUAUCCAGAAUGAAACACUGAAAAGAGACUAAAAUAAAUAAACAAAAAAUAAAAAUAAGCAGAUCAUUGAACUGUGAAUACAGCUUCAAGGAUCAUAAUAUUCAUUUAAUUGGAGCUCUGAAAGAUGAGCAGAGGGUGGAGGGACAGAUCAAAUAACAUCACUGCUCAGCUCAGCAACUCCCAGUGACUUCCCAGUUCCCUCAAAAUAAAAGUCAAAGUCCCUAAAAUGGUUUACAAGAUCCUACACGAUCUGGCCCUCCGGCUUCUCACCCUUUCCCUCUUCCUCAGUCUGCCUCAGCCACACCAACAUCCUUACUGGUCCUCAGAAAUGCCCGGCACGCUUCUGCCUUGUGGUCUUUGUAAUGCCUGUUUCCUCUGCCUCAAAUGCUCUUUCCCAGAUACCUGCAUCCUCAGAUCCCUGGCCAACUCCCAAAUUUUGCUCAAAUCUCAUCUUUUAAAGGAUGCCCACCCUAACCAUCCUUUUCAAAUUUGCAAACAGUCCAUCCCUUUUCCCUAGUAUGCCCCACUCCCCUGGCUCUGUGCUCCUUUUUAUGUCCCACAGCACUUACUACCUUCUAGCAGGUCAUAUAAUGUACUUAUUUGUUAUGUUAUGUCUGCUAGAGUGUAAGGCCUGUGAGGGCAGGAACCUUUGUUUUAAUCGCUAUCACCUAACAGAUGCUCAAUAGAUAGUUGUUGGUGGGAUUGAAUGAAGUAAUAGCUCUCCCUCCUUGGGAGGCAUUUUCGUAUAAGUAGCAAGCAACUCAAGUCUACCUGGGUACCUAACAACAAAAUUCAGUCAAGAUUUACCCAAAAGAUGUUUCUGGGAAAUCAAAGGAAGGCCAUCCUCUCUGCUUCUCUCUGAUGAUUGAAAACAAUACAGACUGGGUAUCCACAUGCAAAAGAAUUAAUUAAGAAUUAAUUGAUCACACCAUAUACAAAAAUUAACUCAAAAUGGACUAAGACCUAAAUAGAAGAAUUAAAAAUAUAAAGCUCUUAGAAGAAAACAUAGAU
Molecule: messenger RNA, 3070 nt
Organism: Choloepus didactylus (southern two-toed sloth)
Lineage: Eukaryota; Metazoa; Chordata; Mammalia; Pilosa; Megalonychidae
Gene: COQ7
Product: coenzyme Q7, hydroxylase
Exons: 6
Coding region: 224-763 (179 amino acids)
Biological process (GO): regulation of reactive oxygen species metabolic process; ubiquinone biosynthetic process; determination of adult lifespan
Cellular component (GO): nucleus; mitochondrial inner membrane
Molecular function (GO): 3-demethoxyubiquinol 3-hydroxylase activity
Source: RefSeq, a predicted model, not a curated record